Messenger RNA from Dentiscutata erythropus, 423 nucleotides. NCBI's taxonomy places the organism in Eukaryota, Fungi, Glomeromycota, Glomeromycetes, Diversisporales, Gigasporaceae. The record is from the annotation of a GenBank genome assembly.
AUGCAAGUACUUAAUCACAAAAAACCAUAUGCUCAAAAAAGUCAAAAAACUGCCCUAUUGCAAGCAAAUAUUCAAAACUGUUCCAAAGAUAAAUCAGAAAAUGAAUUUAAAGAAAAUAUCAACAAUGUACUCCAACAAAAUGCAAAUGUACUUCUCAUGAAAAAUAUAAAUGAAGACAUAUCUAAACAAAAAAAUAAACAAAGUAAUAGCCCAAAACUAGUUGACCAAGCAAAUUUUGUUUAUACAAAACUUUCAAGCUAUAAUGUAAAGAAUCGAAGUUUAAAAAAAAGAAGAAUUUUGGCAGAUUUAGAAAUAAAAAGACUUUUAAAUAAAUUGGGUUCAAUUAAUCCAUCUUUAGCCAAAAAUGGUGCCAAUUCUUUCAUUUCUUUAACAAUUGCAUUGAAAUUAUUUAAUCGAGUUUAA